Microsporum canis CBS 113480 is the source of this 840-nucleotide messenger RNA. Its product is annotated as RNA polymerase II transcription factor. The record is from RefSeq and is a predicted model, not a curated record. Gene Ontology annotation, molecular function: protein heterodimerization activity; RNA polymerase II general transcription initiation factor activity; transcription coactivator activity. Gene Ontology annotation, cellular component: SAGA complex; transcription factor TFIID complex. Gene Ontology annotation, biological process: DNA-templated transcription initiation; RNA polymerase II preinitiation complex assembly. Bases 1 to 840 code for a protein of 279 amino acids. NCBI's taxonomy places the organism in Eukaryota, Fungi, Ascomycota, Eurotiomycetes, Onygenales, Arthrodermataceae. The transcript is spliced from 2 exons.
AUGGCUUCACCCAGACCUAAUGCGACACCUACUGCGGGGGCGUCUGCUUCUUCAACGCAACCAAUCACCCCUCCAGCUGAACCUCUACCGCCAUCAAACCCAGCAGCGCCAACCACCGCGACCCCUGCUCAGAUACCUUCCACCUCACUUCAGGAUAGUGGUAAAAGCAGACGGCCUCGAGACGCCCGACUAAUUCAUAUGCUACUGGCCUCACUCGGUGUCACCUCCUACCAGGAACGUGUCCCGCUUCAGCUCCUUGAUUUCGCAUAUCGGUAUACCUCGAGCACAUUACAGGAUGCCGUAUAUCUAGCAACGGAGGGUUACCCGGGAGAAUUGCAGAAGGAAAGUGGCCGACAACAUGCGCAUCAAGACGGUAGCAGCGGCAUUAGCCUGGGUGCGCUGCGAAUGAGCAUAGCUUCUCGGUUACAUUAUCAGUUUCAGCCAGGCCUGCCUAAGGAGUUCUUGAUGGAUCUUGCAGCAGAGCGAAAUAGAAUUAUGUUGCCUGGGGUCUCGAGAGGCCAGGAAGGGGGUCCGGGUAAUGCUGCAGUUUCAGGGCAGGAGACAAUGAUGGGCGGAAUACGGCUGCCGCCAGAGCGAUUUUGCCUGACGGGAGUAGGUUGGGAUAUGAAAGGGGAGUGGGAGAGUGAAGGUGAGGAAGAUAUGGAUGUUGACACACAAGCUGCUGGUGCUGGUGCGGAGAAAGACGCAGGAGAAGAAGGGGACGAAGAUGACGACGCUGAUGGUCGGAUGGAAGAUGUCUUUGGGCCCACCACCACUGUUGACGCUGAAAAGGACGAGGACAAGACCAUGACGGAUGUUUUUCAAAAGGUAUGGGAGUAG